Messenger RNA from Octodon degus (degu), 1113 nucleotides. It is a transcript of the gene Gja3, whose product is annotated as gap junction protein alpha 3. NCBI's taxonomy places the organism in Eukaryota, Metazoa, Chordata, Mammalia, Rodentia, Octodontidae. The coding region runs from base 1 to 1113 and encodes 370 amino acids. Gene Ontology annotation, cellular component: connexin complex. The transcript has a single exon. Gene Ontology annotation, biological process: cell communication. The record is from RefSeq and is a predicted model, not a curated record.
AUGGGCGACUGGAGCUUUCUGGGGAGGCUACUAGAGAACGCGCAGGAGCACUCCACGGUCAUCGGCAAGGUCUGGCUGACAGUGCUGUUCAUCUUCCGGAUCCUGGUGCUGGGGGCCGCGGCGGAGGAGGUGUGGGGCGACGAGCAGUCAGACUUCACCUGCAACACCCAGCAGCCAGGUUGCGAGAACGUGUGCUACGACCGCGCCUUCCCCAUCUCGCACAUCCGCUUCUGGGCGCUGCAGAUCAUCUUCGUGUCCACGCCCACGCUCAUCUACCUGGGCCACGUGCUACACCUGGUACGCAUGGAAGAAAAGAGGAAGGCGAGGGCGGAGGUGCCGCAGAGGGCAGACAGCCCGCACGCCGCCUGGGCACUGCAGGCUGCGGUGGACACGCAGGAGCUCGCGGGGCGCGAGGAGCGAGGCAGGGUGCGCAUGGCCGGGGCACUGCUGCGCACCUACGUCUUCAACAUCAUCUUCAAGACGCUCUUCGAGGUGGGCUUCAUCGCAGGGCAGUACUUCCUGUAUGGCUUCCAGCUGCAGCCGCUGUACCGCUGUGACCGCUGGCCCUGCCCUAACACUGUGGACUGCUUCAUCUCCAGGCCCACAGAAAAGACCAUCUUUAUCCUCUUCAUGCUGGCAGUGGCCUGCGCGUCGCUCGUGCUCAACAUGCUGGAGAUCUACCACCUAGGCUGGAAGAAGCUUAAGCAGGGGGUGACCAGCCACCUGGGCCCCAACGGACCCGCGGUCCCCCUUGGGGUCUCGCCCUGCUGCGUGCACACGUCCCAGGGCCACUCCGGGACUCCACUGCCGGCCACGGACCUCGGAUUGGAAGCCCCAGGAGAGGCGUGCGUGCAGGGCCAUCCCCUGCCGGUGACAGCGCAGACCUGGGUACCCCCGGCCUCGGCCUGGGUUUCCACAACCCCCAGCCCCUCAGGCCGCGCCCCGCAGCCGGUGCAGGAAGCGGGGCUCAGGGACGGCAGCGGCAGCAGCCUGGCCGGAAGCGCGAGGGGCGGCACCCCGGGGGUGGAGGCGCCCGCCCUGCUCCCUGAGGACCCCAGGAGGUCCAGCAAGGCCAGCAGCGGACGGGCCAAACCAGGGGACCUGGCUAUCUAG